Molecule: messenger RNA, 1608 nt
Organism: Drosophila hydei
Lineage: Eukaryota; Metazoa; Arthropoda; Insecta; Diptera; Drosophilidae
Product: insulin-like growth factor-binding protein complex acid labile subunit
Exons: 2
Coding region: 1-1608 (535 amino acids)
Molecular function (GO): protein binding
Source: RefSeq, a predicted model, not a curated record
AUGUUGUCGAUAUCGGUUUUAGCUCUACUCGUGUUCUGUGGGGUGCAAACAAAAGCAAUACAGGAAUGUGAGCAUGUUGAACAUCAAAGCUAUGUUUGCCGUGAGAUCGAAAACUUUGAGCAGCUGAGUCAAUAUAUUGAAGAAGAUUGGCAAAGCGUGAAUAUUGUCAACGAACAUACUGACAUUGAAAAUGAUAACAGUCCGCUUCCUAAGCUAUCUAAGCUGCACGCACUGGAUCUGUCACAGUCUGGUGGCUUGACGCUGGGCAGGAAUGGGUUCCGAGAUUUUUCUUCGCUGCAGCGAUUAAAUUUAUCGCACUGUCAACUCGAGGAGCUGCGGGGAAAACACUUUGUGAACAACGCGACCUUGGUUAACUUGGAUGUCAGCGACAACGACUUGUUGCGUAUCGACCGCUCUCUUAUGAGACAGAUGCCAAAUCUUGUCUACGCUAACUUCUCAAGCAAUUCAAUAGCCCACGUGGAGCUUGAUGCCUUCAAGAACCUUAACCACUUGAUACUCUUGGAUCUCCACACCAAUGAACAGGAGAACAUUACAAUAGGCUCCAAUGCCAAUCUGCGGUACUUAUCCAUUGGCAACAACAAUGUUAGAGAUUUUCAGUGGUGUCGUCUGCGAGGGCUUCCACAGCUGUACGAACUGCACUUGGACAGCAACUGGCUGGAGGUUCUAGACAUGGGCAUUUUCUAUGUGUUGCCUCAGCUGCGUGUGCUCAACGUUUCCAAUAACAAUAUCUAUGAAAUUCAACGUCAAUUGUUCGUUGGUCCUGGACCUGACGUUGACCCUUUGCUGCAAUUGCUUGACUAUAGCUCGAAUAAUGUGGACUUUCUGGAGGAUUAUGUGUUUAAUAGGUUGCAUCACUUAGAGACACUGAACCUUAGGCUUAAUCAGAUCAGUAAGAUAUCUCCAACUGCCUUUCGAGGCUUGACCAAUUUACAAUCUCUGCAGCUGCAGGGAAACAAAAUAAACCAUUUGCCCGACGAGGUUUUUGCUAACUUGACCGCAUUACGGAUGCUCGACCUGAGUAAAAAUAACAUAAGGCAACUAGGCACCAAUGUCUUCGGAAGUUAUAUUCUGAAAAAUCUCAGUGCGUUCUAUUUGAGCCACAAUGACAUUGAGCAACUGCAUCCGCUGGCUUUCAGCUCCAUGCCAUUUCUGCAAGAACUGCGCCUGAGCCGCAACAAGUUGACUGCGCUGGACAUUCGCAUGUUUGCCCCGUUGCGUCGGCUGCGGGUGUUGACUGUGAGUGAAAAUCGGCUAGUGGAAAUCGAGGAUGAUUUGCUUAACACCUUUGACAAGCUAACCGACCUGGAAAUUAAUAACAAUCGUCUGACCUUUCUGCCUACAUUGAAGGAGCAGCUGGUCCUGCCGCUGUUGCGUCACAUCAGGAUCGAGGGUAAUCCUUGGCAGUGUUUGUGCCUGGACGAACUGACAAGCUGGCUGCACGCACGUCUUGUUAGCUAUGCGGCGACUGCCAGCGCCUAUUACAGUGGCCGGAAGCCUCUCUGUAUAGUCACGCCCAUGGAGCAAUGCUUGAGGGACUUGCAGGCGGUGCGCGAGCACGGAAUAGUCGAGAGCUACGAACACAUCUAA